Messenger RNA from Aphis gossypii (cotton aphid), 3473 nucleotides. RefSeq names its product GPI mannosyltransferase 4 (gene PIG-Z). Gene Ontology annotation, cellular component: endoplasmic reticulum membrane. Gene Ontology annotation, molecular function: alpha-1,2-mannosyltransferase activity. Lineage: Eukaryota; Metazoa; Arthropoda; Insecta; Hemiptera; Aphididae. The record is from RefSeq and is a predicted model, not a curated record. Gene Ontology annotation, biological process: GPI anchor biosynthetic process. The transcript is spliced from 6 exons. The coding region runs from base 1160 to 2935 and encodes 591 amino acids.
UAAUAUAAGUAAGACAUUUUCAAUUUUAUAAAUUGUCAAAAAAUUAUCUGCUUGGUCAAAAUUUUUGAAUAUGUAAUACAAGAUAAUAUCACAAUAGUAUUCCUUGAAUCUGUUUAAAAAAAAAAUACAAACACAAAAGUACAAUUUUUUUGACGAAUUUCAAAUUGCGUUCAGAAACAUUUUUCGUUUACGUCGUAAACUUUACAAGUAUAUAAUAUAUCAUCGAGUUCAAAUUUAACAUACUUAUAAAUUAAAAUAGUAACCUACUCGAUACCUCGCUGCCAGAGCGCGCAUUUGACCACUUAGUGACCUACCUAUUCGAAAUUUAAAUCAAAAUUAGGACGUUAUACCGGCAUGGUCGCAUAGCUAUAAUAUUUAAGUCAAUUUAUCCAUUAUCAAACUUCAACGUAAUACAUUUUAAAUUUUAUCUAGAGCUUAGACCUUGAACAUUCGUAUGCCCGUAGACUUUUAUUGAUAUUUUAAUUUUUAAAGAGUUACUAUGGAUGGAGUCACGUCCAAUUAUAUUAUAUCAAUAUAAAACAAUGUUAGUUGUUACCGAUAUCAGCGACGAGUAACCGAAUUAGAUAUUCGAUAUGCGUACGCGCAACGUAACUCCGUAAUUUUAUUGUUCUAUUUUCUAGGACAGUAUCCUUUGUAACUUGUGGACAUCGAGAUAUAUAAACUAUAGUUGUAGUUUAUAUAAGUAUAGUAAAGUGUAUAUAUUAUCUCGAUGCUUGUGGAUAAUUAUGCGAGGAGUCGCUUCGCGCCACAGACUUCUAUACUUUCUUUAUAGAAAUCUGUGCUUCGCGCAUGCGUACAUCGAUCAUCCAAUUCGGACUAUUUAGUAUUCGGAGACUCGCUAAUAUCGGCAACAAAAUAAUACGCUGUAGCUCCCAUAGAUAAUAUAAAUAAUAUUUAAAUAAAAUAUUUAAUAUUAAAUUUAUUUAUUAAAUUAUUAUUAAAUUUAUUUAUUAAAUUAUUAUUAAAUUAUCUAAGCCAUAGGUUAUAUAAUCUGUGAUCUAAGCUUGCACAAUCAUGAUAAAAUGAUUGUAAAGAUAACAAAUCAAAACAAUAAACAUCAUAAUAUUCAUAACAUCGCGAUUAACGAACGAGCUCUCUUCCACUUGAUAACUUAUUAAAAUUUUCUUAAUAUUAUAUUAUGUCAUCUGAAUAUGGUUGCUUGGUAGCUUUUAGAAUAUUUUCCACUAUUUUCGUACAAAAUGGCUAUAUUCAUCCUGACGAAUAUUUUCAAACUACCGAAAUCAUUACUGGUGAUGUCUUUGGAGUUAUACAUGACCGCCCUUGGGAAUUUAAUAAGAACACACCAAUUAGAAGUAUAGGUUUAUUAUAUGGAAUUUUUGGCAUACCAUUAUAUAUUGCCAAAUGGAUUUUCAAAUUAUAUAAAAUUCCGUGGAAUCCUUUUCUAUUGCUAUUUGUUUUCCGAUCAGUUACUUGUGCAAUGUCAUUUAUAACUGAUUAUUCGCUAUAUAAAAUAUGUAAAAUACUUAAACUUAAGCCUAAUAGAUAUUUGUUACUUCUUUCAAGCUCUUAUGUUAUAAUUGUAUUUGGUACAAAGACAUUUACCAACUCUUUAGAAUUGGCUUUGGUAUCUCUUUUGUUAUGGAGAGUUGUUGACAGUAUGGCUAUUUCAGAAAAAGUUUUAAGUGCUGAAAACGAAAUACGAAAUAUGUAUGCAUUCCGUACAUCAAUAACAGAUAAAGUAGUGAUGAGCCGUAAACUACGUCUAUUACCUAGUCAUAAUUUUUCUCAUUGUUUGGAAAUUGGCACAAUUUUAGCUGUUGGCACCUUUAAUAGGCCAACUUUUUUAUUAUUUGCUGUUACCCCUAUAUUCUAUUGGGUUUCCAGAGGAUUUUAUAAAAAUAAUAAUCGUUUUAUAAAAAUAUUCAAUAUACGUAUUAUAGUAUUAUUUAUAUGUACUCUGCCUGGAAUAUUUAUAUUUAUACUCAUUGAUUCAUUUUACUAUGAACAUAUAACAGAAAAUGAAGCUAAUUUGGUCAUAACACCUUUAAAUUUUAUCUAUUAUAAUAUACAACCUUCAAACUUAGCUGAACAUGGUAUCCAUUUUCGAAUGACUCAUACUAUCAUAAAUAUGCCAUUGCUUUUCAAUGUCUUAGCUCUACUCUUUCUAGGACGUUUACAAUUCAAUUCUUUCAUAAAAAUUAUUUUAAAACACCAUUACCAUUUAUUACCAAAUAUUUAUGAAGUUAAAACUCUAAUGAUGGCUAAUGUGUUCAUUCCAUUGAUUCUGUUGUCAAUUUUUCCACACCAAGAGCCCAGAUUUUUGUUACCUCUUUUAUUACCAAUUGUAUUUUCUACUUGCAAGUAUUUUUCUAGUCAUUCCAUGAAGAAUUUCAAACACAUACUUCCGGUUUGGUGUUUUUCUAACAUUAUUGGAUUUAUAUUUUAUGGUUACCUGCAUCAGGCUGGUAUUACUCCGAUGAUCUCACAUUUGUUUCAAGAUAUUAAAGAUGCAACUAAUACUUAUGUAAUCAAUAGUCAUACAUAUUCUAUUCCUGUUGGAUUAUUAAUGAUCCCUAAAUUAAAUGAAAGUUUACUAUACAUAAAUCAACGUCACAUCACAGUAUAUGAUCUUGGUUCUUCGUUGGAUCCCAAUUCAUUGUAUGACACUGUGAUGAACAUCAGUCAACAAAUUACUCAUAAAGAAGAACUUACAGUCUAUUUUGCACUAUCUGGUCCUUUAACCAAGCAAUUCGAAUCAGUUAGUAAUGCGUCUAGUCUUGCAUACACAAAAAAAAAUUUUUUUCCUCAUUUGUCAAUGGAAUCAUUACGUUUUUAUUUCACAUCCAUGAUAGAUUUAUUUUACCAUGACAACAAUAUGCCUUAUAUAAGUUUGACAGAACUUCGUGAUAUAUUUUCGCUUGUACUUUAUAAAAUAACUAUAAAGACUGAAUAACAAUACAACAUUACUUAUUUAUUUUUAAUACAACUAUGUUACUUAUUAGUUAAUACGGUUUUAACUUUGAUAUUUUUAGAUACAUUUUCAAUGGUUUAUAGUUGAUUACAAUGUACAAUUAAAGCUCUACAGAUAUUAGUAAUUACUAUUACUUUAAAGUAGAAUAACAAAAAUGCAAAUUCUAGUCAUUAAUUUUUACUCUGUAAUAUGUAUGGUUUUCUGUACUAACUUUAAGUACGAUAUCAUUGUAAUAAAUUUAAUCUACAAGCUAUUUUUCAGUCUUUGAAGCUAGUCUCAACCAAUUAUUAUCAACAGGAAUACAGGAUAUUAUAUUAUACCAUUUUUCGUAUUAUAUUCUACAUAAUAUUUAUUGAAAUUUUCGAGGUAAAAAUAUUUGGGCAAGAAUUAUAUACUUAAUUAUAGAAUAGAUUUUAAAAAUUUUUAAUACUUAUGAAUUAAAAUUGUACUAUACUAUUAAUUGAAUUUAAUAUUAUAAAUUAAAUUUCGUAUUUUAUACUAAAUGAUUUAUUUGAAUUGA